Rasamsonia emersonii CBS 393.64 is the source of this 4671-nucleotide messenger RNA. RefSeq lists its product as uncharacterized. NCBI's taxonomy places the organism in Eukaryota, Fungi, Ascomycota, Eurotiomycetes, Eurotiales, Trichocomaceae. The transcript has 4 exons. Bases 1 to 4671 code for a protein of 1556 amino acids. The record is from RefSeq and is a predicted model, not a curated record.
AUGCCUGUUCUCCACCAACCGGCUUGGAAUAUGCAAUCCAUUGCCUGUUUCUUGUACUAUAUUGUCAAACUAAUUCAUGUAUCAACAGCAUUGCCUCCGUCCCCUGCUGCCCGUCCUGCGCGAUGCGGUUCGCCCUUCGACUUGAGUGAGUCAGCAUGCGCUCACCAAGUCGCCGACUUGUCUCCUGCGCCCGCCAUGCGCGUUCCCAUUGAUGGCGUCGACCCCAACCCUGGACAUCCUCCGACUGCAGGUGAAUCUGGAUCCAGCGAUCGUCCCGCAGCCCAGGACGAUGCUCUGCCGCCAGAACCCAAGGUGUCCUUCGAGGAGUUUGCGAUCCAGUACCGCCGACGCCAGCAUGCGGAGGCUCAGAGAAGGAGUUUGGAACACCGUCUUGUGGCCACCAAGGUGUCGAUCUGUCUGUCGGCGAGGUUGUUGAGGGUUGCCGCUGCCGUCCAGAAGGGCUUGGUGGAGGCCUUCAAACAUGGGGACAAGCCCGGUUUCGUGACCAUCUACAGCACCAUCCAUGACCUCCAGGAAGCGUGUGAUUCUGCAUUCCGUCGCACUCUCCAUCGGCAGGACCCGUUGGAAGAACCUUCGCUUUCUCUGCAUUCGGAAAGGACUCGUUCCUCUGGUUUUAUGCAUCAACUCAGUCCCAAAGCACGCAGCGAUCUCCUUGAGAUUUUGAAUUUGGUUCGCACCGAUCCUCAGUUUCUGUUUGACCGCAUUAGUAGCCUCACCCCGUCCCAACUCGCGGCUCUGACCUCUUCAGUCAUCUCGGUGGACACGGGCGAUUCGGUCUUGUCCUUCACUGCCUCGCGAUCCAGGAAUCAGCCCCUGUUCUCCAAGCGCAAUAGUGCCCACACCAUUCCCUUCAAAGAUUAUGCUUUAGCUUUCGAGCGUACCGACCCUCUCUCUGUCUUGCUGUUCAACGUAUUCGCCGUGCCGUUAGGUUGGGACUCUGCCGAAGCCCACUUGCGUCUGGUCGUCUGGUCGUCGACGUGCGCCAAGCUCAUCUCCCAUGGAGACAGUAGACAUUAUCCCUUUGUCGGCCACGUUCUGUCCUAUUGGUCUCUCUGCAGCGACUGGAAAGCCAAACCCAAAUUGGAACUGUAUUUGAUGGACGUCCUGCAAAAAGGCGCAUUCCUUUUGGAGAACAUCGAGAGUCCCGUGGCUAGCAGUUUUGGUGUUGACCCGCCGGACCCGUUGAAAACAGAUGCCGCCGAGGAAUUCUUUGAUGCUGCAGUCCAGACCUUGUUCGACGUCCUGGAUGACGCCGAUGCCGGUCUCCCGUCGGCCACCCUGGAAUUCGGCAAUGCCAUUCUCACCAAGAUCGGGGCCCCGGAGAGCCAGGAUCGUUUCCUCGAGUAUAUCUUUGUUCAAUGGUUCUUUUCCAGGUUCCUUUACAACACUUUGACUUUCCCAGAGAAUCAAGGACUACUGCUUGAUUUCCACAUCGGAAAAGAUGCGAGAGAGAAGAUCCUCGGUCAGAUUGCUCUUCGGGCCCAAUCGCAGAUCUUCCGGGUCUUGCACUCAGCGCCUCAGUUCUCGACAGCCCAUCCAAAGGUCAGAAAGCAUGUGGAGAGCAUGCUUGCUAAAUUCACCCUGUUAGACCCUCCCGAGGUUCUGGACGCUGAUCUGGAUGUCUCCCGGCAAUUUGAUUCCAACCCGUCGUCACGCUUCGUGAUGCUGUCUGCCAUGGAUAUCAUCACCCUCUUGAACGCGCUUUUCCCACGGCCCAAUUUCAAUUCAUCUGAUUCCGCCUUGAAUCCAGGCUCUCCCCCUCUGUCUCUGAAUACCCCAUUUAGCAGUGCCAGGUCUUCUCGCGUCUUUGAUCCGUCCCAUUGGUCCGGAAGCAUCGAUGCGGUCCUUGAGCAAUCGUCGCGUCCUGGUGCCAUGAACAGUGCUCUUUCCCAGAGUGCCAUGUACAGCCGGAAUGCAGAUGUCAUCCGUUUUGAGCUGUCGGAUAUAGGCGAGUCCGAAGACCGCCCCAGUUUGGAUCAUCCCUCUACAGAAGAUUGGGCCGUCCUGGCCAUCUCGGAGGACGGCAAGUCACUGGCCUGGAAUUCAUCCAAUGGAGGCCUUUCUGGUGGAAUAGCCGACGACCUGUCCGAUGAUGGUCUUCGUUCCGCUACCAUUCACCCGGAGGAGGAUUACGAGGCCUUGCAGACGGCCAUUGUCAAAUUGGUUAAUGAAUCUGAUCAUGUCAAGCAGUCCGUCUAUGGCCGUCCCACUCGUUCCGUGCGGACCCCCAGCCCUUCGCUGAAACAAAGGUUUGACCACGCUCGAUCGGUCUGUGAGAAUCGAUCAGACUUUCUUGGUGCUCACUACUGGUGGACUGCGACCCAACAACUGAGCCAGAGUCUCUCCAAGCUGGCUAAAAAGCCUCAGGACGACUCGUGGAUUCUCGGCCCGAUGUUCAAUUCCUGUAAUAGCUCACUUUCUCAGUGCGAUAGCGUGAUCAGGCAAUGUGAGAGCAGUUUUGUGACGCUCAACCCUGUCGUCGAACACCUGCAAGAGACCGUUCGAGGCACAAUGUCCGUUCUGAUCAAACUCCGGAACAAGAUGUGGUAUAUGACCGACGUCAAGAAUUCCAUGCGUUAUGAAGAUGCAAAGAACGUGGCGCUUGCCUUGAAGACCAUGGUGUAUCCAAGCCUGCAGCGGCAGCCCUCCAAUGAAUAUCGGGGCCGCAAUGGAAGUCGAUAUCUGGCCAGCUCUUUUCUUCAAAAGCCCGAAAUGCAAGUUAUGAACGUGAUGAAGGCACCCAGUAGCCAGGGCGGGCCCAACAAGCUUUCCGACGAGCAGGUGGAACUCACCCGGAAAUGGCUCACCCAUCAUGGAAUCGACAAUUUCUGCCGCGGUGAGGAACGGAUCCAUCGCUUCUGCUACGAAGUCAAAUCGAGUGUCAACAAGUUAGUGGGAGACACCAUGGCCGAGACGCCUGUUCUGUGGGCCAGUGAACUGUUCCAGAAAGAACGAGCCAAGUACGAGGGUCCGAGCAACAAGGGCUUCCCUGGAAUCUCUCCGGUGCCUAGUAUUCGUCCUUCCAGUAUUGCGAGCGAAGAUUCCCUUUAUACGCCGUCGCCAUUCCCUGGUUUCAACUUCCGUGGCUCGGAAUCAUUCCUCCGGCCUCAGGCGGAGGUUCCGCCGUUGAUGCGGAAAUCGUCCUUCCAAAGUCUCUCCUCGGAUAAGUGGAAAGCACCGAGAGGCUUUGAGGGCGGUGAUAGUAUUUCUUCCCUGGGAGAUUCGCCGGGGAGGGCUGCAUCUAGCACGACGGCUGAUUCCUACAGUACUUUCUGGUCGCCACCCCAGACUCAAGCCCAUUCGGCGGCCAGCGCAUCCAGCUUCCAGUCCCGCCCGCCUUCGAUGUUCAGCGAAGCUCCUCCGGCGCCACGCCGCGCGGAGCGCGAUGUGCAUGGCAAGACGGCCUUCCUGGAUGAUCUGAGACAGACUCUGACGAGUCUUCUUCUCAGUGACCUGGGAUGUCCCGUCUGGAGCUGCGGCAGCGAGACUGAUGCAUGGUUCACCAACUUCUUGAACCAGAAACGGGUCCAAGCCCAAAUGGACAAGCGCGCGAAGAUUCAAAAGUUCUUGGCCGAAUGUGAGUCCAGGCCCGCCCGUCGCGCUGGCAGGCCAGCAUCUGGACGGUGGCAUCUGCGUCAUCGGAGAAGUCAGUCGGCCGAUCCUGUCCUGUACCGCCCACGGGAAGCCGACCAGUCGAGCACUCAAUCCGAAAACGCGGGCAGUGAAGAAAAGAAGCCACCGCAGCCGACUUUCCCCUACGAGACCGCCUUCCGUCAGCUGAUGGAGGUUUUCUCACGUCACGCGAAUCCUUUUGUCAAGCUCAAGGCGCUCCGCGAUCUCAGAGCGCUGGUUAUUGCAUCGUUGAAUGCGUCCAAUGAAUACCCAUCGACUCCCGACCGGAAAGUCACGGCUCAGACGUUGAGCACUGUAGAGAUGGACAGAAACAAGCGCGCGCGCCACAGUUUCUCAGAACCGUUCCGCGACGACGAGUCUCUGCAGACGCCCACGUCCCCGGUGCCGGAGUCGGUUGAGUUUGGGUCCCGGCCAUCGUACGAUCUGAGCGCGGCCGAAAGUCAAGUGAUCAAAACGAUGAAGGACCUGAUUCGGAAAAUCCAACCCAAGACGCUGUUCCGCGACCUGCAGUUUGUCUCGGCUUUUGUUCCCAGUGAAACUCUCAACAAGACCGAGAGCGGAACGGCAUUCCUCCACUUUGGGCUGGCCGCCUUGUCCCUCAAGGACGAGGUUUGCAACAGCAUGGUAGAGAUUGCCGAUCGGAUUGUGUCUCAGGAGCUGAGCCGUCGCCAUUCGCCGGCGCAGGCGCAUGAGAGCAACCCGCGGCCUCGAAACGCGAUUGAAGAUGCGGCGGGGAUGUGGAUCAUCACCGCCAAGGAGGGCAACCCGGUUGCCCAGCGGGAGCUUGCCAUUCUCUAUCUAACCCAUCCAGAGAUCCUCCCUCGGGUGACGCUGCCGCUGACGUUGCCUCGAGACACCUUCAAGGCGGAGAUGAUGUAUCGUCGGGACAAGGACUCCAAGUCCGACCCACAAAGCAUGUGUUUGGCCCUGCACUGGAUGCAGCUGUCGGCCAACGGGGGGGAUGAACUGGCGAGGAAUCGGCUACGGGAGCGAGAGGAGUUUGAAUCGCUUGCUUAG